AUGUUUGCGCUCUCCUUUCUCAUGGUCAAUGUCGGCCAUGAGUUCGUGAUCGAGCGAAGCAAGCUGGGAAACUAUGCCCAGGACUACUUGGUGGCCAUGUCUGCGGCUGGGCUUCCCUGGAUCUUCGUGGCGCUGUGGCUGCAUUUUGCGCUGCCCAACUCGGGCUUGGCCUGGGGCUCGGCCCUGCUCAUGGCACGAUUUGCAGCGCCGACGAGUGCCGGCAUACUCUUCAACAUGCUGGAGGCUGCAGGCUUCAAGGAGACUUGGCUCUUUCGGAAGGCACAAAUCCUGGCCAUCUUCGAUGACUUGGAUACGAUUUUGCUCAUGAUCCCCCUGAAGAUGUACCUAGUCGGCUUCAAGUGGGAGCUCUCCUUUGACGCGGUCUUCGUCACUUUGUGCCUGGGGCUUGCCUGGCAGAAGCUGCACAAGAUCCGAUUGCAGAGCUCCUGGAGAUGGACGAUGUUCUAUGCAGGGCUGAUCACCGCCUGCUGUGAGGGCUUGUGCUUCUUCACCCAAGGCCGCAUCCACAUCGAGGUCUUGCUCCCGGCCUUCGUGAUGGGCUGUAUGACGCGAAUCUGUGCACCCGAAGAUGACUGGUGUGAGCUGCUGGACGAGAAGAGGGAGGAAGAUGCGAAAAGCCUGGUGUCCACCCUCUUCAUGCUUUUGGUCGGCAUGUCAAUGCCAUCCCUCUUCACAGCUGCGGGCCACCUCACGGCGGGACAGAUGGUGUACCAUGUGACAGUGGUCUCGUUGCUUAUGAUUUUGGGCAAGAUGAUGCUUCUCUUCUGCUACCGGAAGGAAGCAAACUUGCGAACCCGGCUUGCUCUUUCACUGGGCAUGUGCCCGCGUGGCGAGGUGGGCGCUGGUGUCAUUGCGAUCUCCCUCGGGCUGGGCAUGCAGGGGCCGGCGGUGGCUGUGGCAGUGCUGAGCCUCGCUGCCAACCUCGUCCUAUCUACGGGCUUCAUCAUGAUGAUCGACCGGCUCAUGAGGAGUGAAUUGCCUGCCGAGCCCUCGGCCCCUGCAGAGUUGCCGGCUGCCUCUGCCACGGCGAGGAAUCCGCGCCUGCGCCAACGUGAAAGCAAGGCCUGGAUUUGA
This is a messenger RNA of Symbiodinium natans, 1095 nucleotides long. The record is from the annotation of a GenBank genome assembly. Lineage: Eukaryota; Dinophyceae; Suessiales; Symbiodiniaceae.